Molecule: messenger RNA, 1748 nt
Organism: Aegilops tauschii subsp. strangulata
Lineage: Eukaryota; Viridiplantae; Streptophyta; Magnoliopsida; Poales; Poaceae
Product: chaperone protein dnaJ A6
Biological process (GO): protein folding; response to heat
Molecular function (GO): ATP binding; Hsp70 protein binding
Source: RefSeq, a predicted model, not a curated record
ACACCCGAUUCCGGUGGUCUCCGUUCCACACGGCCUGUUCACACCACCAAGAUUCGUGCAGGAGGCUCAGCCGGACCGUAUUAAAGGCAAGCAACCGCAGUCGCGGCCGCCCUCUCUCUCCCUGCGCCUCUGGCUCGAGCCGUCUACGAUUUCCUCUCGCCUUCCUCCCCCGCCGAGCCCUCCAAACCCUAGGCGCCGCCGUCCAGGAAGCCCAUUUACCAGCCAUGUUUGGACGCAUGCCAAGGAAGACCAGCAACAACACCAAGUACUACGAGGUGCUUGGUGUAUCCAAGACAGCAACCCCGGAUGAGUUGAAGAAAGCUUACCGGAAAGCUGCUAUAAAAAACCAUCCUGACAAGGGCGGAGACCCUGAGAAGUUUAAAGAAUUGGCACAAGCUUAUGAUGUUCUCAAUGACCCUGAAAAGAGGGAGAUUUAUGACCAAUAUGGAGAAGAUGCAAUCAAAGAAGGGAUGGGAGGCAGCGGCGGCGCUGAUAUGCAUAGCCCCUUUGACAUAUUCGAACAGCUAUUUGGGGGUGGCGGCGGCGGCUUUGGAGGUGGUAGCUCGAGAGGACGCAGACAAAAGCGUGGUGAAGAUGUGGUGCAUACCAUGAAGGUUUCGUUAGAAGACUUGUACAAUGGUGCUACCAAGAAGCUAUCUUUAUCACGGAAUGUUCUUUGUGGAAAAUGCAAGGGAAAGGGAUCCAAGAGCGGGGCAACGGCUACUUGCAGUGGUUGUCGUGGUGCAGGAAUGAGGAUGAUAACAAGACAGAUUGGACCUGGCAUGAUCCAACAGAUGAAUACUGUUUGCCCUGAAUGCAGAGGAUCAGGCGAGAUGAUAAAUGACAAGGAUAGAUGCCCAAGCUGCAGAGGGAACAAAGUAUCCCAGGAGAAGAAGGUCUUGGAGGUUCAUGUGGAGAAGGGAAUGCAACAUGGCCAAAAGAUUGUAUUCCAGGGUGAAGCUGACGAAGCUCCUGAUACAGUGACAGGAGACAUUGUUUUUGUCUUGCAACUUAAAGAGCACCCAAAAUUCAAGAGGAAGUCGGAUGACCUAUUUGUUGAGCACACGAUCUCUCUGACUGAGGCUCUCUGUGGCUUUCAGUUUGUUCUGACCCAUCUUGAUGGUCGGCAGCUUCUGAUCAAGUCCAAUCCUGGGGAGAUGAUCAAGCCUGGCCAGCACAAGGCCAUAAAUGAUGAGGGCAUGCCCCAGCACGGCCGGCCGUUCAUGAAGGGUCGCCUGUUUGUCGAGUUCAGCGUGGAGUUCCCUGAGCCCGGAGUACUGACCCCUAGCCAAUGCAAGUCACUUGAGAAGAUCCUGCCGCCAAGGCCAGGGAGCCAGUCGUCGGACAUGGACGUGGACCAGUGCGAGGAGACCACCAUGCACGACGUGAACAUCGAAGAGGAGAUGAGGCGCAGGCAGCAUCAGAGGCGGCAAGAAGCAUAUGAUGAGGAAGACGAUGACGAAGGCGGUGCACCAAGGGGUGUGCAGUGCGCCCAGCAGUAAGGAGGCGCCGGCAGCGGUGUUAAGGGCGCACAGUCGGCAGUAGUCGACUGCAUUCUAUUGUUCCUUUCUCGUUUAAUUAAAGUAGCUGAUCUGAUGCGCGGUAUUAUUAUUCUUGGCGUCUUAAGAUUAUGAGGUUGUUAGCCAUAAGUAUCAUUCGUCCUUUUGUUGGCCUAUUGCCUACUCUGUCGUGUACCAGCAGUAUUAUUUUGGAGCCCAGACUUGAUAUUUCAGACUUGGUUGGGUGAA